Branchiostoma belcheri (Belcher's lancelet) is the source of this 1853-nucleotide messenger RNA. Its product is annotated as vesicular glutamate transporter 2-like. The transcript has 11 exons. Lineage: Eukaryota; Metazoa; Chordata; Leptocardii; Amphioxiformes; Branchiostomatidae. The record is from RefSeq and is a predicted model, not a curated record. The coding region runs from base 84 to 1619 and encodes 511 amino acids. Gene Ontology annotation, biological process: transmembrane transport; monoatomic anion transport; neurotransmitter loading into synaptic vesicle. Gene Ontology annotation, molecular function: neurotransmitter transmembrane transporter activity; L-glutamate transmembrane transporter activity. Gene Ontology annotation, cellular component: excitatory synapse; synaptic vesicle membrane.
ACUCGCUUCUCGAUCCUCAUUAAUACCUGACCUAUAUGCUCAGACUAACACUUACAAACAUCCGUCACAAAAUGUGAGCAGACAUGGGGAAAAAGAGCACUGCCGUGGGAUUCCUGGUGUUCGGUGGGCUGUUUUUACAGUACAUGAUGAGGACGACCAUAGCUAUAGCCAUACCUGCCGCUGUACAGGGUUACCACGGACUGUAUACCAACCUGGAGGAUAUAAUCUUUAGGUGGAGAGGAGGGAGCUCUAAACUGCAGCUGAACUACACCCAGGUGGAAGUAGGAGCGAUAUUCGGCACGUUCUACAUCGGGUACAUCCCGUCACGUCUGCUCGGGGGACACCUGGCCUUCAGGUUCCCCGCUCUCAGGGUGUUCCAACUCAGUCUUCUCAUGACGUCACUGUUGCACAUCUGGGCUCCGGUCGGACUCGGCGUCCACCUCUCUGUCAUCAUCAUCAUCAGAAUACUGCGGGGGUUCACGGAGGGUAUAGCAUUUCCGGCAGCGUUCACUCUACUGGUAGAAUGGCUGCCGACUUUCACAGCUGAUAGGGCUAGAAUCAUCACUACUGUACCUAUAGUGAUGUACCUCGGUUUUGGCCUCGGCUUUCUCCUCAACAGUCUGUUUCUCCCGCUCUUUGGUUGGUUCGCACCGUUUGCCUUAUUUGGUAUUUUCGGGAUUUUAUGGACAGCUAUCAUGGAAACCUUCAACUGCGUCUACGGCUUCACCCAAGGGCCGACUGAAGACGACAUGAAAGACAUGAACAAAAACAGAAAGUCCAGUAUAGAGAAUCAAUAUAAUGGCAGACGAAUAAGUAACAAUACACCCAUCCCGUGGACAGCGAUGAUGACGUCACCUGCAGUGCUGGCCGUGGUGUUCUGCGAAGCUGUCCUGAAGUGUGGACAGCACCUGGUCCUGCUGUACGCGCCCAUCAUGUUCUCACAAGUCGGCAAACGCUCCAUUACAGAGAUCGGCCUGCUGUCCAUGUCUCCUCCGCUGCUCGUGGCCUUCAUUCUCCCCAUCGCUCUGGUCAUCAUCCCCAGUCUCAACUUGGUGGACCCUCCUAGAAAAAUCUUUAACUCGAUAGGUUUCUUUGGUUUUGCCGCUGGACUGAUGGUAGUCGGCAUGAAGCCUAAUUUCAUCUGGAUGACGGUAUUUCUCGCUGUUGGACUUGGGAUGACUGCAUUUGCACUGGCUGCUGGUUAUAACAUGACGCCCAUCGAGAUAGCUCCCGAGUAUGCCACCAUCAUCCGGGGGGUGUCGGCAGCUUUUGGAACAGCCAUCGGAGCGUUUUACAUCAUAUUUGUGGGAUGGGCCACAGGAGACAAGACGACGAACCAGUGGUCCAUAGUGUGCGUGUUGGAGGCCUGUUUCCUCUGCGCGGCGGCCGUGCUCUUCAUGAUCUCCGGGCGGUCGACCGUGCAGCCCUGGGCCCGUCCGUGGGAGCGGAACGGUGAGCCGCCCAGACCGCAGCUCCGGGACACCGCCUCGGCGGACCGACUCGUCUCUCCCGCCGGGAGCCUCAACGAUUUGCUGGAGGCGACCUCGCAGGAGUGCGUCCAACCUGAUAUGGACGACUACUACACGGCGUUCAAGAAAGGGCAGGAGAAAACGGAGUAAAGUCGACUGAAACAGCCAGAAAUUGUAAAAAAAAAGUGGUUUGCAACAGAAAAGGGAAUAAAGUCGAGCAGACAUAGCCAGAAGUUGUCUAAAUGGUUCCUUUAUAUCACAUUUUAAACUCCGGCAUCCGAAGAAUGCAUCCGCCCUGACAUCGACGACUACUACACGGCUUUCAAGAAAGGGCAGCAGAAAACGGAGUAAAAUCGACUAGAUUACGAUAGCCAGAAAUUGUAA